AUGGUACACAUUGUAGAUCUUUCUAUGUUCUCUGCCGAACGUCUGGCACACCCUGUUGGGCUUGCUGACGCGCUUCGUCAGCUUGAGCUGUUGUUGGUAGUCUCCAACACGGAUGGCGCUGUGGCACAGAUCGUCCGUGAGUUAUUGUCUGUCCCGAGCCUCUUUGGUUUCCUUAUCUCGGUCUGGCCCAGCUCGAAGAAGUUGGUGGAGCGUAUUUUCACCGCCUUUCCGAGUGAACCGGCGCUUGUACCGCAGUCCUUCGCAAGUGAAAUAUUGAUUGAGAUAUCUCAUACUUUGUUCUCUAUUCCUCCCGACCUUUUGUCUGCUGACCUGUCCAGAAACAUUGGCCAGUCUAGGCAAUACGUGGACAAUGUGUUGCCUGUCCUGACUAUAUUAUACCGCACAGAUUUCACCACCCAAAAUACUGCGGCAGACGAUGAUCCCCAGUUCGUGGAUGAGGACAUCGACAUCCCGUUUCUCAAGCAGAAAGUAAAGAGGCAGCGACGGAAGGUUAAGCGAGAGGUCCCGGCUGUUAAUCCUGCCCCGUUUCAUGAACUUGGAGUCCCUGUGCCCGUUACGAAUGAGGAAGCCCGAAGAAUGGCCGACGAGUUUGUAGAGGAGUUGAAAUCAGUCUUACACUUCUAUCUGAGUGCACUCUCGAGUCCUGAACUUGCGACACCCCUCAGGAACGCAUAUAUUCCUUCAUCCGAUCAUAGUACCAAUGAACGCUGUCAGAUUGUGGUGGAGCCAUCUACCUCCGUUGUCGUGGACACUCGGCCCUCAGCAUACCCAACGGUUCAACCAAUGAAGGCUGCGCUGUACUUUGACAAUGCUGACGGUUUCGGGGAAUGGAGAAUUCUGAUCGGGACGAACGCAACGAAGAAGCUGAGAGAAUUCCGCAGAAACAACGGAAAAAAGUUCAAGAUUGUAGUCAAGAAGAUCAAGGAACUCUCCAAUGGUCAGUUUUCAGACGAUAACCAGAAGAGAUUGGAUGGUGCCCGUUCCGGCGUGCCUAUUUUUGAGGCAAAAAUGCAACGAGACUUGAGGCUUGUGUAUCAAAUCGACUGUGUCCCGGACCAUGACGGCGAAAUCGAACAACAAGGUGGACCUUACAUGUCGGUUAUAUGCCUCAAUCGCAUUUGGGAUGCAAUGAAUCACCACUUGUCCGGCAAAGGCAAAGAGUAUAUACAACGAAACCCGCCCGUCCAUCCUGGAGACAAUGUAUACUUGCCCGCUGGAUUCCCACCCAAGGUACACGAUGUAGUCGUCAAGCCUCCACCGUUGGUUCUCGGAGACAGAGAGAUGGACCAACUGCACUCGCUCCUGGUCCUUGAAAAAUACGUCACCUUCUCCCAGGCCCUGAUUAACGGUUUAAUUGCGAGGAAGGACGUCCAGCAUGUAUUCGAACUUACGAACGCAAGAUCGUCGAUUGUACUACAUCGUGCUAUGUUUUGGGUCGAAGUGGCACGGGGUGUGCUGAUUCUUAUGAUCGAGAUUGAUGCAAUGCUCAUUGUUCGAAGGAAAACGACAACCAUGCUAUUUAAGAUGCUCGGGAUUCAGAGGGCAUGGCAACUUCAAUCUGAAGGCUCUGGCAUGCCCCGGCCAAGGCAGAUAUUCGUUACGAAGUCACCGGUCCUCGCAAGCAAGGUAGAGGAGUAUUUCGUUAAACUCCUGGAGUCCCUCUCCCUGGCAGGAUAUUCGCUGGAAGAACUGGCAAGAUUGCAGCCAAGAAACAUGGACCGAGGAUUGGUUGAUACUGACGAUGUCCCAGACGCGCAAAGUGGUAUUCCUCAGAGAUAUAGUGAACUCGAGGACCACCACUUCCCUUUAUUCUUAACAUUUGACCGGCUGGCGAGGAUGAUUGCAGCGGAUAUCCUGGACGCAGAUCAUCCAACGGCUAAACGUGUAGCAAAAUUAUUCAUGCAGUCUCAAGACCCGGAGGUCCUUGACUCUUUUGUUAGCUAUGAUACUUUUGCCAACACGUAUUGGCCCCACUUCCCUCAGCCUCUUACGAAGGGUCUUGAUCCGUGGUUGGUGUUUGGGGAGAUUAUGGGCAUCAUCAAAGGCUCAGAAAUGUCACUUCAAUUUGAUGACGGAACACUGGAUAAGAACACUUAUUGUGGUCUCCCAUCACGCUCAAACCCGACUUUCUCCGGUCAAAGAGAACUUGUCUAUGCUCUAUUUGAAGCCUACUCGAAGCUGAAACGUCAGCGCCAACAUCAUGAUGUUGCAGACAGGACUCAUGCCGUUCUCAAGACUUUACUGGGCGCUACAGUGUUCAAAGGGCGCCAAGUGGAUUAUCUUUAUGUAGACGAAGCACAGGACAACCUACUCAUAGAUGUUCUUCUUUUGAGACUUAUAUGUAGCAAUCCGGAAGGCCUGUUCUGGGCAGGUGAUACUGCUCAGACCAUCUCUGCAGGCAGUUCGUUUAGGUUUGAUGAUUUGAAAGCAUUUCUACACCGUAUCGAGGUGGACCAAGCCUCGCACAUGGUGAGGGAGCGGGCUGUUGCUCCACCGAUGUCAUUCCAGCUUGCGAUAAACUACCGGUCCCAUGGCGGCAUAGUGAACUGCGCACAUUCAGUGAUCGAGUUGAUUUCUCGCUUCUGGCCGAACAGCAUUGAUUCCCUCCAGCCUGAACAUGGCAUCGUUGACGGUUUGAAACCGGUCUUCUUCACGGGAUGGGAUAAGGAUACUGUCCGUUAUGAACAAUUCCUCUUCGGUGCCUCUGGCAGUCACAUUGAAUUCGGCGCACAGCAGUGCAUUCUUGUGCGAAAUGAAAAGGCUCGGGAAAAGCUCCGACAGCAAGUGGGUGAUAUUGGACUUAUCAUGACACUUUAUGAAAGCAAAGGACUGGAGUUCAAUGAUGUGCUUCUAUACAACUUUUUUGAGGAUUCAAAUGUGGAUCUAUCUCGCUGGCGUUUGGUGCUGGCCGCCGUAAACAGUGAGGUUGACGGCCACAGUCCGUGCCAGCUGCAGGCGCCAUGUUUCGAAAGGGACGAAAUUAAUGCCUUGUUCAAGCUGAAACUCCUAUACGUGGGGAUUACAAGAGCACGUAAGAAUAUGUGGAUUGUCGACAAGUCUGACAAAGCCGAGCCUAUGAGAAUAUUCUGGAUAUCUCUUCUACCCCUGAAGAAUGGGCAGAAUCAGGUCGCCUUGUUAUUCCAUAACAAGCGAUACACACAAGCGAUGCAUUGCUUUGGGCGUGCCAACAUGCCCCGUGAAGUGAGGAUUGCUGAGGCGUACUAUUUCCGAGAGCUUGCUCGCGCAACCGUGGGGGUGGCGCUGCCCAGCGAACAGCGGCGAGCGUUCGCCAAAGCUGCAGACGCAUUCGACAACUGUGGCAGAGAGGCACCUGGUAGGCAGAAGCUGCAGUAUUACCAUACAGCUGCGGAGUGCUACAUUCGUGCUGCCGACGACCGUAAGGCGGCGGAUGCAUACCUGAAUGCUGAGGCAUACGAACUAGCAGCCAAACGCUACCGCAAGGCCGGCAUAUUCGACAAGACAGUUGAUGUUCUCAAAUCCUACUCGAAAAAGAUGUCCCCUGAUUGUGCAGACGAGUUGCUCACAGUAUACCACCGUCGUCCUCUCUUUUCCACCUUCGAAGAAGAGCUGGACUUCCUUGAGACCUAUGGCCUCGAUGUGGCACUUGUUGUUCUCUACGAGUCCCAUGGAAAAUAUGUCGAAGCUGCAGAACUGCAUUUGAGUGAAGAUAAACCAUUGGACGCGAUCGGAAUACUUCUCAAGGACAAAACCAACCAGCAUGCCAUGAGGCGGGCAGCGGACAUAUUACUGGACUGUUUGUGGAAACAUUGCUCAUUCGGAGUGGCACCAAAGGAGUUCCAUGCCGGGAUACCGAAGACCCUUAUCUCCUUCAGCCGUCAGCUGCCCUCGGGUCUUUUGUUGCCUCGAGCCCGUAAUGAAGUCAAAAUGUUCCAAUCUGCUGCUGCAGAAGAAGUUGACCGUGUAAUGCUGGAAGCAUUGGCAAAAUCCUUCAUGGAGCAGGCUGACAACGCGGCAGCUCUUUGGUGUCUCAAUCACGUUUUUUCGCGUCUACCGCCGGCGGAAGAGUUAGUGAAGUUGGAGGACUUUACGCUCUUCCUCCAAAAAUUCUACACGUAUUCUCAUUUGCUCUAUACCGUUGCUUCCUUCAAUGAUCCUGUGGGAGGACGCGGUGUCAGAAAGCUGUUUGCAAUAACUCAGCUUUCGGACGAUCAAUACAAUGUACAAGCGGGCUCCUUCAUUUUGGCCACCCCAAGCUUGGUGUCUACUAGCAAUGAUGAACAAACAAAUGCAUCGCCAUACACUCACGGGCAAAUCACCAAUGUGUUGAAAGAACGCGUACGCUCCUAUCUUCGCCACCAAGUCCUUAUUGAGACUCGACUUUGCAACAAUGCGAAGAUAUUUUCUCAGUGCCUCCUUUACACUGUCAACGGCUCCUGCAACUAUGGAAAGUGUGAGCAACAGCAUGUCUCACUUUCCUCUCUGGACUCCACACAAUACAACGCGCGUGUUGGAAUCCAUCUGCAACAAAUGCGUAUAUUGCAACUUGUAUAUUCCGCAUUUCCCGAGAUGCGGGAGUGGAAGUCCGUGAAAGGGGAGAUCGCGGACUGGAUAGCCCACUUAUAUGAGGCAUUCUUCCCACCUUUCCGUGCACAAGGGUCUCUUGCGGAUCUCAAGUGGUCAAACAUCCAGGGAGCUUCUGACGGUAUUCGAGUUAUGAGACAUUGGGUUCGCGACGCUAUUUAUGCUCUAGAACCUCGAUAUUCUGCCGACUUCCUUACUGACAUACUAAGGCUGAUUAAGCUCAGCUCGGCAUUUGGUGAAAAUCGUUACAUUGUGGAAGACAUGAUUGAGUCCAACCAAUCUGCUACCGAAGCAAGCAUUUCUGCGGGCAUUCUUGGGCUUCACCACACUAUCCGCAAUAACAUUCAAGUGAACUUAUCUGUUCUUUGUGACUGCGUAGAGGAAGUGCUCAGUGCUUACGUGAUAACUCUCCGUCUCAAAAAUAACCCCGGUGCGGACUCGCUGCACGACGUCGUUCUACCUCGGAGCUGGUUAAUCAGGAACAACAAACUCGAUGCACGUAAAGAUGUCAGGAUCAUCAAUUACUUCUUGGACGAUAUACAGUACCUUUUAGAAAAGCUACGGUCUGACAGUACAGAAGAACAUCUCUGGUUGUUGCACACGAACGUUACGCCCGUUCACCGAAAUAUAUUCAUUGCACGGAUAAUGUUGUGUCUUGCUUGUUAUAACUGCCCUCCUCAUUGGGCCGGUCUGAAAGCCAGGAUUUCAAGCAUCAUUACCAACUUGAGAUCAAAUGAUCCUGCUCGGUCCACACCAUACAUCUACCGGCACUAUGUACAAGCAGCACGCGACGAUUAUCUACGCGUAAUAGUUACCUACGAUGAAAAUCAUGCUAUACCGAAUCUUGUUCAUCUUCGUCGCAAGGGAACGAGGCUUGGGACUAGCCGCCUCGCGACAGGGUGGCGUAUUCAGGAACUUGAUUAUAGUCGACUCGACGAGAUACCAACUCUUUUAGCGUCUCCCCUGAUUGCCGCACGCUCCCAACUCCGUGUGGAAGCACCGGCUUUCGUGCCUCGGGUUGGAAUUUCACUCCAGACAAAACCAGUUGAAGACCACGUUAAUCUAUCUCUCGAGAUUGACUCUGCACAACUCGGAGAGCCAAUAGAAGAUGUAGAAAGUUCUCCUUCCGACGAUGAUCAGGCGGUACCGGCUGUUGUUGGUACAGACGAGGAAGAGUCUGCAGCCGGCUUAAUACAACGUGUCUAUGGUCAGUACCGUCAGAAACAGAAGCGGUUGCUGGAAAGGUCCACACUCGAGGCAGAGAGAUCUGCUGUAUUCUUCGCUUGUUUAAAGCAUGCUCAGGCUUCCGGCUUUUCCCCAGGGUUUUACCGCCUACUGUACCUAGGACCCUUGCCCCACUUGCUUUUGGCCCUCAAGAAGGGAAUCUUCAUGGCUACGUUCGUUAGAAACACGACCAAAAUCCCUGGACUAUUAUUGAGAGAAGGCCAUGAACGUUUAGAAGAACUUGGACGUCAGAGGAGUAAAAUAUCGUCGACCCUUAAACAAGGGCACGAACUGCUGAAGAAGCUGAGCCCUGACUCACAGUUCCACAAGAACCGCGACAUCGGCGCUCUAAAGGAUGCAGUGCUACAAGUUAAAGAAUUUCUGCACAGAAUCCCAGGUGGUGCGAGGGGGGCGCCGGAAGAACUGAACAUCGCAUACAAAGCUGUUGUUGCAGAGAAGCACGUCCCGAAGAAGGAGAAACCAUCCCUCAAUGUCGAGGAUCUCGAUCCAUAUGAAUACUGA
Pisolithus orientalis is the source of this 6330-nucleotide messenger RNA. RefSeq lists its product as uncharacterized. Lineage: Eukaryota; Fungi; Basidiomycota; Agaricomycetes; Boletales; Pisolithaceae. The record is from RefSeq and is a predicted model, not a curated record. The coding region runs from base 1 to 6330 and encodes 2109 amino acids. Gene Ontology annotation, molecular function: ATP binding. The transcript is spliced from 37 exons.